Oncorhynchus masou masou (cherry salmon) is the source of this 7487-nucleotide messenger RNA. Its product is annotated as calcium-activated potassium channel subunit alpha-1a-like. NCBI's taxonomy places the organism in Eukaryota, Metazoa, Chordata, Actinopteri, Salmoniformes, Salmonidae. Gene Ontology annotation, biological process: potassium ion transmembrane transport. Gene Ontology annotation, molecular function: large conductance calcium-activated potassium channel activity. The transcript has 30 exons. The coding region runs from base 871 to 4635 and encodes 1254 amino acids. The record is from RefSeq and is a predicted model, not a curated record. Gene Ontology annotation, cellular component: postsynaptic membrane.
AACGGUCGCCAACAUGGACGUGGAAUCACCGAUAAGAGAAUAAUGUUUGAGGAUCGCCGAAACCCAUGAGUUGGCCGGAUCUUGUUGAUGGCUCCACCCCCGCUACCUGUAAACCGCCCUCCCAGUUCCUUAUCAUCUUCCUAAUAUAUCUGACAGUCAGACGCUAUCAUCUGGCCGCCACUGAAGCAAGAAGAGGACAAGAAAACCUAUGGAAAGCGUUAUUGAACAGCUUUAAUGAACUGAAAUAAAUAAGUCAUCUGCGGUCAUAAAGAGAGAAAGUAGUAAUCAACACCUAACGAGAGCGCUAGAUGGACCAGAAAUAACGGACUUAGAAAGCGGCGGUUGGUUCUCAACAAGGUGGAGUUUUGUGAGUGAGGGCGAGGGUUACCAUCGAUUGCCUUUACGCGAUUUGGUUACCUGAUGGAGAAACCAGAACGACAUGUGACUCGAAGAUAAUUGCUGCCUUUCCUGAAAAUAUUGAACUAUUACACCAAAUGCAACAACAAAGAAGAACAGCAACGGGAUUUUCAAUAUAUAAUUAUAUGAACGAGUUUUGAAGAAAUAUCUGAUUUCGCAUACAAUUCGCAUAAAACUUAUUGUGCGAUCUGUGAAUGACUUCUGUUAAUGGAACGAUCAUAUCCUGUCCUUUGAAGUGCAAUUUCUGCGUCACAGGUCGCUGAGAACACAACAUUUACAUUGAAGGACUGAUGUAAAAGGACAGGGUAGAGUACAGGAAGGAAGGUUGGUAGUUAGUUGAAGCAAUAUGGCUGAAUUGUGGGGUAUGGGGCACUGGCUGGAACUACCCAUAUCGUCUGGAUACUAGUUAUAGAACAUGGAAACCUAUCCCUGGGCAUCGGUAGCCUCAGAAUAAUGCCUAAAGGUAAACAUAGUUACUACCCGGACUCUCCCUCUAUCCGCAUAUCCAAGAUGGAUGUGAUCAUCCCGUUCUCCCCAGAUGUGCCCUGUGAUAGCAAUGGGCAGCGCAUGUGGUGGGCUUUCCUUGCCUCCUCCAUGGUCACGUUCUUUGGGGGUCUCUUCAUCAUUCUGCUCUGGAGAACUCUCAAGUACCUGUGGACCGUCUGCUGCCACUGUAACACCAAAAAGAAGAAUGCUCAGCGGGUCCACAACCCUACCUCCCAUGGGGAUGGGAUCAAGCACACCAAGGAGACGGUGGCUGCACUCAGUGAGGUGGGCUGGAUGACCUCUGUCAAAGACUGGGCUGGGGUCAUGAUAUCAGCCCAGACACUGACGGGCAGAGUCCUGGUGGUGCUUGUCUUUGCCCUCAGCAUCGGAGCCCUUGUAAUAUACUUCAUAGAUUCCUCUGACCCCAUCGAGUCCUGUCAGAACUUCUACAAAGACUUCACGCUACAGAUUGACAUGGCUUUCAACGUCUUCUUCCUCUUGUACUUUGGUCUACGGUUUAUUGCAGCCAAUGACAAGUUGUGGUUCUGGCUGGAGGUGAACUCAGUGGUGGACUUCUUCACUGUUCCCCCAGUGUUUGUGUCUGUUUAUCUCAACAGGAGCUGGCUUGGCUUGAGGUUUUUAAGGGCGUUAAGGUUGAUACAGUUCUCAGAAAUCUUACAGUUUUUGAACAUAUUAAAAACAAGCAAUUCCAUAAAACUGGUGAACUUAUGUUCAAUCUUCAUAAGUACAUGGCUAACAGCGGCAGGCUUCAUACAUCUGGUGGAAAACUCAGGGGAUCCUUGGGAAAACUUCCAAAAUUCCCAAGCACUUUCCUACUGGGAAUGUGUCUACUUACUCAUGGUUACUAUGUCCACUGUGGGCUAUGGAGACGUGUAUGCAAAAACCACCCUGGGACGGCUUUUCAUGGUCUUCUUCAUCCUUGGUGGUUUGGCCAUGUUUGCGAGCUACGUCCCUGAAAUCAUAGAGUUAAUAGGAAACCGCAAGAAAUAUGGUGGUUCCUAUAGUGCGGUUAAUGGGAGAAAGCACAUCGUGGUCUGUGGUCAUAUAACACUUGAAAGUGUGUCCAACUUCCUUAAAGACUUCCUACACAAGGACAGGGAUGAUGUCAAUGUAGAAAUUGUUUUUCUCCAUAAUAUUUCCCCUAAUCUUGAGCUGGAAGCCUUGUUUAAACGCCACUUCACCCAGGUGGAGUUCUACCAGGGAUCUGUUCUCAACCCACAUGACCUGGCCAGAGUCAAGAUAGAGUCAGCAGACGCCUGUUUGAUCCUAGCUAAUAAAUACUGUGCAGACCCUGAUGCUGAGGAUGCCUCCAACAUCAUGAGGGUGAUAUCCAUCAAGAACUACCACCCAAAAAUCCGAAUCAUUACCCAGAUGUUGCAGUACCACAACAAGGCCCACCUUCUGAACAUUCCCAGUUGGAACUGGAAGGAGGGUGACGAUGCCAUUUGCCUUGCUGAGCUGAAGCUGGGCUUCAUAGCACAGAGCUGUCUGGCUCAGGGCCUGUCCACCAUGCUGGCCAACCUCUUCUCCAUGAGGUCCUUCAUCAAGAUUGAAGAGGACACGUGGCAGAAGUAUUACCUGGAAGGAGUAGCCAAUGAAAUGUACACUGAGUAUCUGUCUAGUGCCUUUGUGGGCUUAUCCUUCCCGACCAUUUGUGAACUCUGCUAUGUGAAGCUGAAGCUGCUACUGAUUGCUAUCGAGUACAAGUCUGAUAUAAGGGAAAGCAGCACCCUCAUCAACCCUGGGAACCAUGUGAAGAUGCAGGAAGGAACCCUGGGGUUCUUUAUCGCCAGCGAUGCCAAAGAAGUAAAGAGGGCACUUUUUUACUGCAAAGCUUGUCACGAUGACAUCACAGAUCCCAAAAGGAUAAAGAAAUGUGGAUGCAAACGAUCCAAGAUGUCCGUCUACAAGAGAAUGAUGCUGGCAUGUUGUUUUGAUUGCGGCCAUUCAGAGUGUGACUGCUCUUGCAUGUCAGCCAAUGUGCAUCAUGAUAGUAACAGGAAGGACACCCUUCAGCAACGUGGCUUCCCUCUCUCUCCUGUCUCUCUUAAUGAUUGCUCAACCACUUUAAGUGCCUUCGAAGAGGAGCAGUAUUCGACACUGUCGCCUAAAAAGAAACAACGUAAUGGAGACACAAGGAACUCACCCAACGGUUCACCAAAAAUGAUGAGGCAUGACCCUCUCCUCAUGCCGGGGAACGAACAGAUUGAGAACAUGGACAUGAACGUGAAGAAGUACGACUCCACAGGGAUGUUCCACUGGUGCCAGUCCAAAGACAUCGAGAAGGUCAUCUUGACCAGAAGUGAAGCUGCCAUGACUGUCCUAAGCGGCCAUGUGGUCGUCUGUAUAUUUGGAGACGCGAAGUCUGCUUUGGUGGGCCUAAGGAACCUUGUAAUGCCUCUGAGAGCUAGCAACUUCCACUACCACGAGCUGAAACCCAUCGUGUUUGUGGGUUCUCUGGAGUAUCUGAAGAGGGAAUGGGAGACCCUUCACAACUUCCCCAAAGUUUCCAUCUUACCUGGCACACCAUUAAGCCGGGCCGAUCUGAGGGCUGUCAAUAUCAACCUCUGUGACAUGUGUGUCAUCCUGUCGGCCAAUCAGAACAAUAUUGACGACGCGUCACUGCAGGACAAGGAAUGCAUCCUGGCGUCUCUCAACAUCAAGUCCAUGCAGUUUGACGACAGCAUCGGGGUCUUGCAGGCUAACUCCCAAGGUUUCACUCCUCCAGGCAUGGACAGGUCCUCUCCUGAAAACAGUCCACUUCAUGGGGGGUUGGUCCGACAGGCUUCCAUCACAACAGGGGCCAACAUCCCCAUCAUCACUGAACUAGUGAAUGACUCCAAUGUUCAGUUCCUGGACCAGGAUGAUGAUGAUGACCCUGACACAGAGUUGUACCUCACUCAGCCCUUUGCCUGUGGGACGGCCUUCGCAGUCAGUGUGCUGGAUUCCCUGAUGAGUGCGACAUACUUCAAUGAUAAUAUCCUCACCCUGAUCCGGACGCUGGUAACAGGGGGGGCCACUCCAGAGCUGGAGGGUCUGUUGGCGGAGGAGAACGCAUUACGAGGAGGCUACAGCACGCCGCAGACCCUCGCUAACCGGGACAGGUGUCGUGUGGCACAGCUAGCCUUGUACGACGGGCCAUUCGCUGACUUGGGAGAUGGUGGCUGCUAUGGUGACUUAUUUUGUAAAGCUUUAAAAACAUACAACAUGCUGUGCUUCGGAAUUUAUCGAUUAAGAGACGCACAUUUAAACACACAAAGUCAUACAAGUCAAUGCACUAAACGGUAUGUGAUAACCAAUCCGCCAUAUGGUUUUGAGUUGGUGCCAUCAGACCUGAUCUUCUGCCUGAUGCAGUUUGACCACAAUGCGGGUCAGUCCAGGGCCAGCCUCUCCCACAGCUCCCACUCCUCCCAUUCUUCUAGCAAAAAGAGCUCCUCCGUCCAUUCUCUCACUGCCACCAACCGUACCAACCGCGCCAAGAGCAGGGACUCGCGGGACAAACAGAAUGCAACAAGGAUGAAUAAAAUGGGCCAAGAAAAGACAUGGUUUACAGAUGAGCCUGAGAACGCGGCCUACCACAGGAACAUUCACAUCAAGCCAAUGAGUACUAGUCACAGUAGUCACACAGCCAACCACCAGGUCAACCAGAACCCUUACAAAUCCACCAACAACCAUAUUCCUUCCAUCAGAGAAGUGGAGGACGAAUGCUGAACUACAGAACCCCAUGUUGACACCUACAGUUGAACCCACAUGUAGAACACCUGGAAAAAGAACUUGGAACUCGAACCCAAGAACAUCUAGAACCCACCUUGAGAACACAUGGAAGUACACCUAGAACCCGUGGAACUGGAACCUGAAGAACACCUUAAAACUUGAAUCUUUAGUUGCAUUAAUGAUAUAUACCCAUUGAAUCUUGAAGAAUAUAACUUAAACUUGCCUCAGGAGCUUAGUUCUACUGUCAUACCCCAUCAGAAGCCAAAAUAUAAGUUUGUUUUACUCCAAUGUUUGUAAACAAUGUAAAUGGGUUGAGCACUUUAUUGUUUCAAGUAAAGAUUCUAGCUUUAAAGGGAUACUUUGGGAUUGUAUAUAUUUCCCCCAUAUUAAAGAUGAACUUGUGGAUACAAUUUGUAUGUCUGUGUCCAGUAUGAAGGAAGUUUGAGUUAGUUUCACGUGCUAACUAGCGUUACACAUAGACUCCCAGUCAUUGCGCUAUCUGCUAGCGUGCUAGCAUGCGAGCAGAUACCCAUAGACUUUCAGUCAUUGCGCUAACGCAAGUUAGCAACUUCCUUCAAACUGCAUGCAGAGACAUAAAAAUGGUAUCCACUCUGAGGAAGUAGAUUUAGGGCCUCAUUGCCAAAAUCCCGAAGCAUUCUUUUAACAUAGAACUCCAGAGAACAAAGGAGUAGUUGGGAUGAAUGGGGUGUUUGCAUGGGAAGACAUCAUUCAGUAUUCUCCCUCAGAUUCCUUCUUCAUCAGUCACCAGUUACUAAUCACAUCAGUACAAACUAACCUCUUGGAAAAGGACAACCUUUUUCCAGUUCAUAUGUACAGUACAUACAGUAACAUAAUAUAUAUAUUUAUAUAUAAAUGAAGCAACAUAAUAUACAUAAAUACAAUCAUAUAUCAAUCAAAUGUACAGUCAGACAGUCAAUAAUGUUAACACUCAGCCAUGUAGUUUGCACAGCCAGUUCCUCUUUAGUGACCAGACUCCAUCAAUUACCCAUUUUGGAGAAUGAGGGUCGCUUCAGUCAGAAUAGAUAGCAACGCAACACAAGAUUACAUAUGAUGAAACUUUAUAUUAGAUUGUUAUGAAACUGGACAAAUUAUUUGCCAUUGAAAGCAUUUUCAUUUUUUUACUUUCAUUUGUAGAAUGGUGUUUCAAGACUGACAUGUAUCCAGUAUUGGAAAGUCGUAUGCUUUGGGUCCAUGUGUUUUUGACAUGCCUGGUAAGAUACAAUACAUAACAAAGUUUGCAAAAGGGUAUAUGGUAUUUUUUGUUAAAUGCAGUCCCACCAGAAUUAUAUUGUUAUCGAUUUUGAUUUCACCAUAUUAUCACUUUGUGGAUCGUCAUUUAAUACGAGUAAAUUCCCAAGACUAUAUUUGUGAUUGAUUGUCAACAUUCAUGUCAAAAUAGUAAAUUUUAUUGUAUUGGCCCAAGCCUUAUUUCGAUUGGCCGGUUUGUUUUUGCGUCUUCUGAUCUACAGGAUACUUCCUGCCUUUUUAGCUUUGAUAUCAAUGUCCAACAAAUAUACUGGAAUAUGAGAUGUGGGUGGAAUGACACUGGAAAUACAAAAUAAACCAUAUUCCCAAUACAUUUGACCUGUCAUUAUAGAGGCAUUAUGCUAUAACCCAAGUAUGAUGAUGCUGUUUUGGAGGAUGUUCAGUAAGCUAACCGAGCAGCUAAUAAGAUGAACAGACCUUAAUUACCUUAACUAAUAGGCCUACCUAUUGGAUUAUGUUAUACUGUAUAGCCCUACCUGUAUAACCCUACCUAUACCUUAAUAGACUUAUCUGGAAGCACAGGGAGGGUUAUACUGUAUAACCCUACCUGUAUAACCCUACCUAUACCUUAAUUACCUUAAUAGACGUACCUGGAAGCACAGGGAGGGUUAUACUGUAUAACCCUACCUGUAUAACCCUACCUAUACCUUAAUUACCUUAAUAGACGUACCUGGAAGCACAGGGAGGGUUAUACUGUAUAACCCUACCUGUAUAAUCCUACCUAUACCUUAAUUACCUUAAUAGACGUACCUGGAAGCACAGGGAGGGUUAUACUGUAUAACCCUACCUGUAUAACCCUACCUAUACCUUAAUAGACGUACCUGGAAGCACAGGGAGGGUUAUACUGUAUAACCCUACCUGUAUAAUCCUACCUAUACCUUAAUAGACGUACCUGGAAGCACAGGGAGGGUUAUACUGUAUAACCCUACCUGUAUAAUCCUACCUAUACCUUAAUUACCUUAAUAGACGUACCUGGAAGCACAGGGAGGGUUAUACUGUAUAACCCUACCUGUAUAAUCCUACCUAUACCUUAAUAGACGUACCUGGAAGCACAGGGAGGGUUAUACUGUAUAACCCUACCUGUAUAACCCUACCUAUACCUUAAUAUACGUACCUGGAAGCACAGGGAGGGUUAUACUGUAUAACCCUACCUGUAUAAUCCUACCUAUACCUUAAAAGAUGUACCUGGAAGCACAUGGAGGGUUAUACUGUAUAACCCUACCUGUAUAAUCCUACCUAUACCUUAAUAGAUGUACCUGGAAGCACAUGGAGGGUUAUACUGUAUAACCCUACCUGUAUAACCCUACCUAUACCUUAAUUACCUUAAUAGACGUACCUGGAAGCACAGGGAGGGUUAUACUGUAUAACCCUACCUGUAUAAUCCUACCUAUACCUUAAUAGACGUACCUGGAAGCACAGGGAGGGUUAUACUGUAUAACCCUACCUGUAUAAUCCUACCUAUACCUUAAUUACCUUAAUAGACGUACCUGGAAGCACAGGGAGGGUUAUACUGUAUAACCCUACCUGUAUAAUCCUACCUAUACCUUAAUUACUUUAAUAGA